Messenger RNA from Branchiostoma floridae (Florida lancelet), 2350 nucleotides. RefSeq names its product cystine/glutamate transporter-like. Gene Ontology annotation, biological process: amino acid transmembrane transport. The record is from RefSeq and is a predicted model, not a curated record. Lineage: Eukaryota; Metazoa; Chordata; Leptocardii; Amphioxiformes; Branchiostomatidae. Gene Ontology annotation, molecular function: L-amino acid transmembrane transporter activity. Gene Ontology annotation, cellular component: membrane. The transcript is spliced from 10 exons. Bases 248 to 1828 code for a protein of 526 amino acids.
CAGGGACAAGCUACUGUGAGAAGGCGUCCUUAAGUGUCCUUGUCUGAAAACGUCAAGAAACCAAGGUAGGACAAGGACUCAAGCCCGGUCCCUCCUUUUCCCAACACUGCAGUAUCCGUCUUCUGUCACAGAGUCUAGCAAAGACACGGCGAAAUCUGUCUCCAGUCUUUUGUCCUACCCGAAGGGUAUUUUGGUGACUUGGGGUGAGAUUUUGGAACGUUGACAAGCGCAGCUCUCUGCACCAGCUAUGCUGUCGGUCGGCGCACGUCGGAAGCACCGUCUGCCCGUGAAGGGGACGGGAGUCAACCGGCAGUUCGUUGAGCUCGAGAAGCCCGUCGCCUUGAGGCGCAACAUCGGGGUCUUCAAAGCCAUGAACAUCGUGGUCGGCUGCACCAUCGGCGGCGGUAUCUUCAUAUCCCCCAAGGGUAUCCUCAUCAACUCUGGGUCUGUCGGCAUGGCCAUGAUUGUGUGGAGUAUCUGCGGCGUGAUCACCAUGCUGGGGGCGCUGAGUUACAUCGAGCUCGGCACCACCUUACAGAGGUGCGGCGGCGACUACGCCUACAUAAAGGAAGCGUUCGGACCGAUCCUUGCCUUCCUGCGACUGUGGACACAGAUGAUCAUCAUCCGGCCUGGAGUGAUAGCCGUCCUCUCUAGAACAGCCGCUACCUACUGCGUCAAACCGUUCUUCGAGUACUGCGACCCGCCGGCAUUACCGGUCAAUCUGCUGGCUGCAGCCAUUAUAGUUCUCCUGACGUUUGUGAACUGUUUCCGGCUGAGCUGGGCCACCAAAGUGCAGGACUUCUGCGCCGUGGGCAAAGUGGCGGGACUGUUCCUGAUUAUCUUUGCAGGGAUACUUGAAAUUUGGUUCGGAAACGGCAAGCUAGAGUACUUCACGUUCGAUGGUCCAGCGCUGGAUCCAGGCAAACUCUCGCAGGCGUUCUAUAGCGGGAUGUUCGCCUAUGCAGGAUGGUUUUACCUCAACACCGUUACAGAGGAGAUCCAUAGGCCGGAGAAGACGAUGCCACGUGCCAUGAUUGUGGGAGAAGUAGUCAUAAUUGCCAUGUAUCUGCUGACCAUCUUCGCCUAUCACAUCGUCAUGUCAGCACAUGACGUCAUCGAGUCGUCUGCAGUGGCUGUGACCUUUGCGAAAAGCGCCAUGGGUUCCCUGGGCUGGACGGUUCCCAUCGCCGUGCUGAUCUCCUGUGUCGGGGUCGCGAACGGGAUCUUCCUGGCUACAUCACGAGUGAUGUACGCAGGCGCACGAGACGGCACCCUGCCCACCAUCCUGAAGACGCUUCACGUGACCAAGUGUACACCAAUGCCUGCUAUCCUUCUACUGUGUCCUAUCUCCCUGGGUAUGCUAGCGAUAAAGGAUGUAUCCCAGCUGAUCACGUUCCUGAGCUCCGUGCGGUGGUUGUUUAUCGGGAUGUCAACCCUCGCCAUCCCCUGGCUCCGGUACAAGCAGCCCCACCGACACAGGCCCAUACGGUACCCUGUGUGGAUCCCUGUCGUGUUCGCCACCUGCUGCGCUGCCAUGGUUACCAUGUCUGGCUACUCUUCGCCCGUUGCCAUGGCAACGGGCCUCGGUAUCACUGCCACGGGACUUCCGGUCUACUGGCUGGUGCGCGUCAAGAAACCCGCAUGGCUACAGAACUGUAUAGAUAAGAUGACGGUGAAACUCCAGCUCCUGCUGCAGUGUCUAGAGGAGCAGUUCGAUGAUGAGGACGCCAACAAAACCGAGAUGGCGAAGGCUAUCGACCACUCCCUCAUCCCUAAGGAAAAACGGCGAUACAAGAAGGGACAAAAGUACGCUACGACGGCGCUGUGAGGAACUCGCUGGUGAUAAGAUUGGAUUUUCCUCCUAAUGGAUAUUGAAAGUAAAUGAAAGUGAACCAUUAUUUAGAUAUUGCGGGAUGGUCGCGUCUUAGCUUGGUUAUUCACAUUUACAGCUUUGUAUAUCUUAAUCUAUUUAUGCAAAUAAUUAUAACGUUAUAAGUGUUGAUAUAAUUGUUUCGUUUUCCAUGCUUAAACUUCAUGCAAUAGGCUGUACUUCAAAUUCGUGUAAUAGGUUAUCCCAUUGUUUUAUACAUAUGGUAACGUUAUAAUAAUAUUAUAAGUGAGAUUUGCAGACGUAAACCGUGCUAGUGAACCAAAACUUUCUGUUAGAAUAGGACCACAUAGGAGCUAUAUUAUUAUUACUUAGCUGAACAAGUUGUAAAUGUUACCAACGUAAAUGUAGACGCUGAUACAGUUUUAACAUCGUGAUAUUUUCAAAAUCGCAACGUUUCACUACAGAAAUAAAGUCCUUUCUUAGUUGUGGUGAAGCUUUUGCAUUGUUCACUCAUUAUUU